AUGGGCCUGGGCCGCUCCAAGCCUCACCCCCGAGUGAUCAAAGUCACACCUUUACAAGAAGCAGAGAUUCCCUCGGCUGGCCCUGUGUUCUAUACAAUAAAUCGGGAUCUGGAAGAAAAGAGCUCAUACCCAUUCUCAAGACUGCAGGACCAAAAUCAAGUUCUGAAAGGACUGCUACCACCUCUUCGAGAAACCUGGUAUGGAAGACAUCCCGCAGUAUCCAGGCCCAUGCAUCAUGACAUCCCACUGAAACAUGAAGAUUCAAGCAUUAUCAAAAGACAUCCACCCCGAAGAAUUCAAAAGCUUGAACCUAUUGACCUGCCACAAGUAAUUACCUCUGAGGGACUCCUGCACCAGCAAGAAGCCAGAACAAGUCACAAAGGAAAGCAGGAACCUGAGAAGACAAUGCAUUUCUCAAUGUACAGUUCUGGGAAGAGACAGUAUUUACAUAAGAUGCAAAUGCUGGAGAUAAACCAUAAAAGACAGGAGGCCUUGAUGAAGAGCCUUCAGAAUGCAUCAAGACUUGAACUGCAAAAGCUGAAGGACCAUAAUGGCAAUAAAAUCAUCCAAAGCACACCAGGGAGCAAUGACUAUGACAUCAUCACCACACUGUCUGAUGAAACCAUGAACAGAGACCCAGGAAAUCCACAGGAUAAAGAAUUCUUGGAAUACUACACAAAGAAUGACUGUUAUAUCCCAAAAAUUGGCAAAAUGGAAGCAUGGAUCCGUGAACAAGAAGCCCAAAGACAGCCUUUCUGGGACUGCUCCAGCUCUGACUCAGACGAGUUUAGCAAUAGGAAGAAGAGACCACAAGCACUGGUGAGGACCAGGACAGUGAGGAUCCCACCUUACGAUUCGUUUUAUGACAGCGAGUGA
This is a messenger RNA of Cricetulus griseus (Chinese hamster), 876 nucleotides long. NCBI's taxonomy places the organism in Eukaryota, Metazoa, Chordata, Mammalia, Rodentia, Cricetidae. The record is from RefSeq and is a predicted model, not a curated record.